UGUUCUACAAAAGAGAAACUCACACAGUUGAUUUUACUGAGAGCUGAAAUGGAGUACAGACAAGUUCAAAUGGAGAAAAUCUCUUGCUCCAUCUGUUUGGAGAUAGUGAAGGAUCCGGUGACUAUUCCCUGUGGACACAGCUACUGUAUGACCUGCAUUAACGACCAAUGGGAUGGAGAAGUUCAGAGGAGAAACCACAGCUGCCCUCAAUGCAGAGAGAAAUUUAGAAAAAGACCUGUCUUGAAGAAAAGCACAAUGUUAGCAGAUUUAGUGGAUGAACUGAAGAAGAAUGGACUCCAAGCGGCUCCAGCUGAUCACUGCUAUGCUGGACCUGAAGAUGUGGCCUGUGAUGUCUGCACUGGGAGGAAGAGGAAAGCUGUCAAGUCCUGUUUAUCCUGUCCAGCUUCCUUCUGUGAGGAUCACCUCCAACCUCACCAGGAUGCUCCACCAUUAAAGAAGCACAAGCUGGUGGAUCCUUCCAAGAACCUCCAGGAGAACAUCUGCUCUCGUCAUGAUAAGGUGAUGGAGCUCUUCUGUCACACUGAAAGGGCAGAAAGGGCUGAGAAGCAGAAGGAGCUCCAGGAGAGUCGACAACAAAUCCAUCAGAGAAUCCAGGACCAAGAGAAAGAUGUGAAGCUGCUUCAACAGGAGGUGGAGGCCAUCAAUGUCUCUGCUGAUAAAGCAGUGGAGGACAGUGAGAAGAUCUUCACUGAGCUGAUCCGUCUCCUCCAGAAAAGAAGCUCUGAUGUGAAGCAGCAGAUCAGAUCCCAGCAGGAAACUGAAGUGAGUCGAGUCAAAGAUGUUCAGGAGAAGCUGGAGCAGGAGAUCACUGAGCUGAAGAGGAAAGACGCUGAGCUGGAGCAGCUCUCACACACAGAGGAUCACAUCCAGUUUCUCCUCAACUACCCCUCACUGCCAGCACUCAGUGAGUCUACACACUCAUCCAGCAUGAACAUCCGUCCUCUGAGACACUUUGAGGACGUGACACCAGCUGUGUCAGAGCUCAGAGAUAAACUACAGAAAAUCCUGAGAGACAAAUGGACAAACAUCUCACGGUCAAUUAGUGAUGUGGAUGUUUUACUGUCAGAACCAGAACCAAAGACCAGAGCUGGAAUCCUAAAAUAUAUGCAAGAAAUCACUCUGGAUCCAAACACAGAAAACAGGUUUCUGUUAUUAUCUGAGGAGAACAGAAAAGUAACGAGGGUAAAAGAACGACAAUCUUAUCCUGAUCAUCCAGAGAGAUUUGAUAAUUUAUGUUAUCAGGUUCUGAGUACAGAGAGUCUGACUGGAGGUUGUUACUGGGAGGUGGAGUGGAGAGGAGGAGUUAAUGUAGCCGUUUCUUACAAGAACAUCAACAGAAAAGGAGGAUUUGGAGUCAAUGACAAAUCCUGGUCAUUAUAUUUUAUCACAAAAGGUUAUGUAGGUUUUCAUAACAACAUCAAAACUCCAGUAUCAGGUCCUGUUUCCUCCAGAAUAGGAGUGUUCCUGGAUCACAGAGCAGGUAUUCUGUCUUUCUACAGCGUCUCUAAAACUAUGACUCUGAUCCACAGAGUCCAGACCAGAUUCACUCAGCCUCUACAUGCUGGGAUUCAACUUUUUGGUGAGGAAUCAUCUGCUGAGUUCAUUAAACUGAAAUAGUCAGCAGUGAUCUGACGUCCAGUUUUUUAAAAUGUGUAUUUUAGUUUCAGGUGUUUGAUUCUCCUCCAUUGUUGCUGAGAGUUUUGUUUUCAUUUCUUCACUGCUCACAGAUCAGCUGUUUUUACGGAGUUACUUUAUUAUCUUUUUGUUUUGUUGGUGUUGGAGUUCAUUUGAGUGCUGCCCCUUCCUGUUUCUGUUCACCCAUGGAGACUCUCACUGCUAAGGAGGAUUUUGAUUCUCUAAUUACAUUUACAUGAAUUACUUUUUCAUUUAAAUCCAUGUAAAAAAUUAGCUGAUGGAAACUGAUUGCUACGAUCAUCAUCAAUCAGAAAGUUUUUCAUUAUUUUGUUGGA
Molecule: messenger RNA, 1991 nt
Organism: Xiphophorus couchianus (Monterrey platyfish)
Lineage: Eukaryota; Metazoa; Chordata; Actinopteri; Cyprinodontiformes; Poeciliidae
Product: tripartite motif-containing protein 16-like
Exons: 1
Coding region: 49-1638 (529 amino acids)
Molecular function (GO): protein binding
Source: RefSeq, a predicted model, not a curated record